Oncorhynchus gorbuscha (pink salmon) is the source of this 799-nucleotide messenger RNA. RefSeq names its product family with sequence similarity 228 member A (gene fam228a). The transcript has 6 exons. Bases 39 to 563 code for a protein of 174 amino acids. The record is from RefSeq and is a predicted model, not a curated record. NCBI's taxonomy places the organism in Eukaryota, Metazoa, Chordata, Actinopteri, Salmoniformes, Salmonidae.
AAGCAACCGGGGCUCAAACCGGGGCUAAAUCCUACCACAUGCCUGUCAAGGACAGUGGUGCAGCCGGUCUGAUCGUGUUCCACACGUCUGCUCCCCUAGGUCUCCUCACAUCUACGGUACCCAGCGGAGUAUGGAGAAGUGUCAGGAAGACCGUCCGAAGAGGAGGAGAGAAGAGGAGGAGUGAGGUGUGGCUUCCUGGACCUCCCAGAGGGCCGUGGGUGGACUGGCUCUCUCACACCUCCUUCAGGAGGCUGCAGGUCAAGUUAGAAUCUGAGAACCAAGAAGCUAGAGCCAUCACCCAGCCCUUACUGGACACAGAGAAUGGCUUUGUCAAGGACCUGGAGCGUUAUCUGUGCCAACAGGAAAGGGCGGAGCUUCGUAAGCGAGAGCUGCUCCAUAAGCGUUGGACGGAGCGUGUGUGGACCCCUAUUCAGAGGAGCGUGGAGAACCAAGUGCCCCACUGCUGCUAUGACGAGGCAGAGAGGAUACGGAGCAUGUUCCUGAACUACAUACACUACUGUAACUCAAAGGGCCGCCCAGAUUAUAGUCACGGUCACACCUGACGGGAGAUGUCUACAGACACCUGGCUGGUCCAACAGGGCAUAACAACACCUGACGGGAGAUGUCUACAGACACCUGGCUGGUCCUACAGAGGAUAAUGACUAUUAAACAGAGAGCACAGCGUUCUGUAGUGUGGCGUCACUGUUGGGAAAUAUAAACAGCAGCAUACACUAGAUGCAGGUAUUCAAUCAGCUCUUCGUCGACAAGGGUAAUUCAUGCUUUUGAGCAGACAUUGUUU